AAAACGAUCUGUUGACUGGCCCUUGUCUUCUGUUGUUACAAUAUAACUCUCAUUUUGUACUUUGCUAAUUUUUGGCUUUAUUCCUAUCGUAAAUGUGGACAAAUUGCUGUGGUUACCUCUAUUUGCAUUCCGAUUAAAUCAGAUGCAAUAUUGUGACAAAUGCUGACGAUACCAUGCUUUAUUUUUGGUAUUGUUUUUAGAAUAAACCAGAUUAUUAUCACUUUAUUUAAUUCCAGCUGAAGUUUACCGAUGAUUUUCAGCUUCAACAAUUUGAUGAGACUUAAAGCGAUCCGGUGCACAAUGAGAAAUUAUAACCUUGUUGCGAAAUAUAACUCCUUCCAGAAUGUCAGGUUGAUCUUCCUCUUGACGAAGGCAGUGUAUUUUGUGAGUUUGCAUGCCCUGAUUCUGUGAAUUUGUUGAAACAGUUGUUUCUCAUAGUGCUUCUCACUAGUCCGUUCGAUCUGAACAGUCUGACGGUUAAGGAUUCAGCUACUAAUACCGCUUCUCUGUAUGUAACUACAUAUCCAACAAACACAUUUAUAUGAAAUUACUAGUAAGGUCACCAAAAUAAUAAUAAUGGUCACCUGAAUGCAAUAUAAUAUUUACAUAUUCCAGGUAUUAACUUCAUCGUGUGGCCUAACUGUUAUAAUAUCGAAUGUUGGACUCUGGAGUUUGUUAUCAUGGACCUUGACUAUAAUGCUGACUGCAAUAUCACUGAUACUGGGUUAUAAAAUGAGGCGUUUCAAUCAGAAAGGAUUCUAUAUUAUGAACUAUUUGAUUUCUGUAUGUCUACUCCUCGGAGCAAUUUUGCUUUCCGUGUUAUACUAUCUUUCCUUUCGAGAUACUGCAAAUACAGUUUUCGGAGCACUUUUGGGUCUUGGACUAUUUGUGGUGGUUGAUAAACACCAGGAUAUCUUGAAGUUAAAGGGCAAGCUAUACGAUGGGGCUACGUUUGAUAAUUAAACUUUGUCUUUUUAAUUGUGUUCUUUCGGAGUUUGGGUAUUUCAGACCAACGUUCAACCGAAAAAUUUGCACCACUGGACUUUCCGCCCAACCUACAUAAAUGUUUUCUAAGACCACUUCGAAUUUCGAUCGACGAGAUAGUAACAUGUCACUAGACCAACUUACCUCUGCCUAUCAGAAAGAUACGCGAUAAGUAACCCAAGUGUCGUCUUUUGUAUUCCAUGUUUUUUGCCAUUUUUAUCAAAACAUGUCAAUUGUCUGUUGGUCAACAUGCAUACCACAUCAUCCCUUGCACCUGGUGUCUAAAUAAUUGUGCGAAAUAUCAGGACAAUGUUACUCAGAAGAUUCCCUAAUCGAAAAAGUCACUCAAUGAUCUUACUUUCAAGAGAAUCUAAUUAUAUGUCAUACAAAAUUAUUGUCAAGUAUCAUUCAUGAGCAUAAACUUUCCAAAAUAUCUAUCGGGUAGACUACAUACAAUUUCAUUAAAACUGCUAACAUGAACAAGUCAAUAAAGAUGCAGAUAUUAACAAAGUUAAAAUGUUUAACGGAGAUUAAAAUUCAGCUGUCACUCAGAACUUACCUGUCUUUCUUUUGAAAUCGUUAUACCCAUGAAUAAAGGAGUAAUUCAAGACUUUUAUAUUAGAUUAAUUCUUUAUAAAUUUAA
Trichobilharzia regenti is the source of this 1627-nucleotide messenger RNA. Lineage: Eukaryota; Metazoa; Platyhelminthes; Trematoda; Strigeidida; Schistosomatidae. The record is from the annotation of a GenBank genome assembly.